This is a messenger RNA of Spea bombifrons (plains spadefoot toad), 3010 nucleotides long. It is a transcript of the gene AARS2, whose product is annotated as alanyl-tRNA synthetase 2, mitochondrial. The transcript has 22 exons. Gene Ontology annotation, molecular function: aminoacyl-tRNA deacylase activity; alanine-tRNA ligase activity; ATP binding. Lineage: Eukaryota; Metazoa; Chordata; Amphibia; Anura; Pelobatidae. Gene Ontology annotation, biological process: alanyl-tRNA aminoacylation; tRNA modification. Gene Ontology annotation, cellular component: cytoplasm; mitochondrion. The record is from RefSeq and is a predicted model, not a curated record. The coding region runs from base 1 to 2928 and encodes 975 amino acids.
AUGGCGGCGCCCUGGCGGCUGGUGUUGGGCCAUGGCCGCCGUACUCUCUCCUCGUCCUCUUACCCCAGCUCGGCAGCCGUUCGGCGCACCUUCCUCCGCUACUUCGAAGAGGUUCACGGCCACCGGCGGGUCCCGUCCUCCUCGGUGCGGCCCCGGGGAGACCCCAGUCUGCUUUUCGUCAAUGCCGGCAUGAACCAGUUUAAGCCUAUUUUCCUGGGUACCGCGGACCCCCGCAGCGAGAUGGCCCGCUACCGUACAGUGGUGAACAGCCAGAAGUGCGUGAGGGCCGGCGGGAAGCACAAUGACCUGGAGGACGUGGGGCGAGACGUCUAUCACCAUACCUUCUUCGAGAUGCUGGGGAACUGGUCCUUCGGCGAUUACUUUAAGGAACAAGCAUGUCGGAUGGCCUGGACUCUACUUACCGAGGAGUACCGGAUCCCCGCCGAGCGCCUCUAUGUCACGUAUUUUGGGGGAGAUCCAACUUUGGGCCUGGCUGCAGAUGAGGAGACUAAAGAGAUCUGGCUCAGUAUGGGCGUCCCCCCAUCUCGCCUGCUGCCGUUUGGGCUGAAGGAUAACUUCUGGGAAAUGGGGGAGACCGGCCCCUGCGGCCCCUGCACCGAGAUUCAUUAUGACCACGUGGGGGGACGCAACGCCGCGGCUCUCGUCAACCGAGACAGCCCCGACGUGGUGGAGAUCUGGAAUCUGGUGUUCAUACAGUAUAACCGGGAAGCAGACAGAAGUCUGAGGCUGCUACCGCAGCGCCACGUGGAUACUGGGAUGGGUCUGGAGAGACUGGUGACCGUCCUUCAGGGCAAACGCUCCAACUACGACACCGACCUCUUCACCCCGAUCCUCCGAGCCAUUCACAAGGGUUCACAGGCUGCCCCCUACCAGGGUGCGCUGGGGAAAGAUGACCGCGGGCACAUCGAUAUGGCCUAUCGCGUGGUGGCAGAUCACGUCAGGACGCUCUCCGUGUGUAUCGCUGACGGCGUCUACCCCGGCAUGUCGGGAGCAGAACUUGUGCUCCGUCGGAUCCUGCGCAGAGCCGUCAGGUUUUCCUCCGAGAUACUUCACGCCCCCUCUGGGUUCCUGUCCUCGCUGGUGCCUGCGGUCGUGCAUGUCCUGGGGGAGGCUUAUCCCGAGCUGCAGACGGAACAAGAGCAGAUUAUGAGGAUUCUCAAUGAGAACGAGGAGGCGUUCCUAACCUCCCUCCACCGGGGGCGCCGAGUAAUAGACCGGACACUCCAGCAAGAACAGACUUCCAAAGCUUUCCCCGUGGACGUCGCGUGGUCUUUGCACAGAAACCUUGGCUUUCCGCUGGAUCUGAUUGAGCUGAUGCUGGAAGAGAAAGGAGUCUCGUUGGAUAAGGAUGCACUGGAGCGCCUCGCAGCAGAGGAGGCAGAGAUGAAGGUGAGACACCAGCAGGGGGACGAGUCUCCCGCCGGUCUGGAGCUGGAUGUGCAUUCACUCAGCGAGCUGAGACGCGCGGGGAUCCCACUCACCGACGACUCCCCGAAGUACAUGUACAGCCUGGGAGCUGACGGGAAGUACGCCUUCAGUCCCAUCCAGGCCACCGUACUAAUGCUCUACAAAGAUCAGUCCCUGCGCACAGAGGUGGGUAGAGGCGAGCACUGCGGGGUCAUCCUGAACCAGACCUGUUACUACGCGGAGCAGGGAGGGCAGAGCCACGAUCAGGGGUACUUCGUUCGCGAGGGGCAGCAGGAUGUGCUGUUCCCAGUGGAGUCGGUGAGAGUAUCUGGAGGAUAUGUGCUACACGAAGUGACCGCUGCCGAAGGGCUCCGAGUCGGGGAUCGAGUCCUGCUCUUUCUGGAUGAGGCCCAGCGCCUCGCCUGCAUGGAGAAGCACACUGCCACCCACCUGCUGAACUUUGCCUUGCGCCGGAUCCUGGGGGAGAGUACCGCGCAGCGAGGGUCCCACGUCACGGCCGAGCGCCUGCGAUUCGAUAUCAGCGUAAAGGACCCCAUUACCAGCCAGCAGCUGCAGGAAGUGGAGAAAUUGCUGCAGGAAGUGAUCGCGCGCGAUGAACAAGUCUACACCUCGCUGGUCCCCCUCGGAGACGCCAAAUGUGUUCGGGGGCUUCGUACUGUGGACGAGGCGUACCCCGAUCCCGUGCGCGUGGUUUCAGUUGGUGUUCCUGUGCGCGGCGCGUUGGACCCGGACUCUAGCGCCGCCCUGCAGACGUCGGUGGAGCUGUGCUGCGGCACCCACUUGCACAGAACCGGCGCCAUCGAGGACGUGGUGAUCGCCUCGGAGCGGCCGCUGGCAAAAGGAAUCACGCGACUGAUCGCUCUGACCGGGGAAGAUGCCAAACAGGCACGAGAAACGGGCCGGGCCCUGGCAGCGGAAGUGGACUCCAUCAGCGAGCGCAUCAGGAAUAAACCCGGCACGCUCGGCGAAGCCUUCCGACUGUCCAAGGAAGUGGGAGUCCUGACUGAUAGUGUGGAUAACGCCAGCGUCCCCCAGUGGCAGAGGAAGGAACUGCAGGUUAUUCUCAAGGCGUUGCAAAGAUCUGCGAACACGGCCAUCCGCAAGCUGGAGACGCGGCAGGCAGCAGAGAAAGCGCAGAGCCUCCUGGUGAAGCACUCCCGCCAGCCGCUUGUUGUAGACGCCGUCGGCGUGGAGUCUCUCUCGAUGCUGGUGAAGGUGGUUAACCAGGUUUGUGAUAAAUCCCCGGGAUCCGCGGUGAUGCUUUUCAGCCAGCAGGAGUCGGGGAAGGUGCUCUGCGCAUGCCAAGUGCCGAAGGGCUUGGCGUCCGUCCUCUCGGCCUCCGAAUGGGCCGUGUUCGUGUGCUCCGGGAUGGGAGGUAAUGCGGGCGGCUCGGACACCGUGGCCAAAGGAAGCGGAUCGAGCCGGAGCCUGGAUCCAGUGAUGAAAUCCGCCCUGGGCUUUGCUAGCGGAAAGCGCUGACGCCGCAUGCUGCGGACGCCACUAGGUGAGGGUCCUUUGGACGCGGAGACCUCCUAAGGGUCUGCACGAGAUUCAUCUCAUG